UACAGAGCGUAAGGUGGCGUUGUCCAGAGAUGGGAUUGACAUCGUAAAUUAUUAUCGCACCGCUUCGAAGUUAUAGUUUCUAUAAUAAAGUGAAUUGAUUUUACUGAGUUAUCAUGCAAUGGCAGCGAACAUGAUGUUAUACCUAAUUAUUUCUACCUUACACCGUAAUAAAAUAUUAAUUAUUUAAUAUUUUAGUCAGUAAGCUGCCUGUAUGACAAUAUAACAUAUUUAAUAUCUAUUCACUCAAGUUGUAAGAUUGUAGGAACGUAUACUAAACUAAAGAAUCACAUUAAAAGUAGACGGAAAAUUAGAAUAUCUGAGAGUUAUUCAAACGGCAAACGCAUAAAUUUCUUCACUGCCUAAUUUUUAUUAAACAAUAUCACCGCCGAGCGUCUAUAAUAUUGUUUAAUAAGUUAAAGUGGUAAUCAAAAUUAAUUUAGCCACAUUCUGGUAUAACAAAUACUGCGGAAAACUGCUCAAAGAGCUGCCUGCAUUCUUCGCAUUAUUAUUAUUAUUAUUUUUUUAUAAAUAUUGGUCAAAGCCGUCACCGCACACACUUCGUUUGUCGUUAAACCGCAAAAAUCUAACGAUUCAAAAUAAUAAAUGCUUAAUCAUAAUAACGGAAACACGGAGUUAUUGGAAUGUAUUGUAAUACAUGACGAACAGCGAAGACAAUACUAUACGCUUAACAGGGCAUCCCAUGUAAUUAUCACUCAAAUACAAAUAAAAAAAAAUUAUAUAUUCAAACAUAAGUAAUGUGCAAAGUGCAAACCCUAAGUUGUAAGUACUUUCAUAUUUGAUAUAAUUUUGUUAUUGAUUAUUGAUUACUUAUUAGCACCACAUUUAUAUCAAAAUCUUUAAUAUUUAUUUUGAUACCUGAUAAUUGUUCCUUCUUUUGUUCAUGUGACAAUCCAAAUUUGAAUUGUUCUAAUUAAUAAAAUACACAUUACGCGAGGACGUAAAAGUCUUAAAAACUUAACUUACCAAAAAUGAGUGGUACUUGAUGUAUUGUAUGUAAUCGUUUGGUUUAAUUUGUUAUGCCAUGAACCAUGGCCAUCCUUUACUCAAUUGGUAGUUUUGUAACGUUAGUCAUGAGUUAUGAAAUUUUUGAGGUUUAUACAAUUAUAAUCGCAACUAAAAUCCGAGGGUUUUAUAUAUUAGAUACCCAUUUAUAUAAUUAUCAAUAAGUAUAGCUUAGGCUGUUCAUAAUAUCAAAUAUUAUGGUAUAGGUACAUUGAAAUGACUGCAAAAUAUCGUGAUUCAUUAAUUUUUCAAUCUCCAACGUCUUUCGAUUCGCUUCUCUUUAUGGGUCAGGUGACGUGGAGGAAAGAUGGACUUAUGUUGACCGAAACCGAGUCGACCGCCGAUGACACAUCAGGAGCGUUCCUGGACACUUUCGGGACGUUGUACUUGAUCAGACUCACUGCCGACGAUUCCGGCAAUUACACGUGUUAUGUAGACGGUAACCGAACUCAAGAAGUGCUGUUGUCCGUCAGCAAGUCGUCAUUGCUCAGGUCGAAAGCCUACGCCCGUCACCUAAACUAUUUGUACUACGUGUUUGCGAUGUAUUUCGUAGUUUUCGGCGCUCGGCUCUACUACGCUUUCCUUAAUCGACGCAAUUUUUUGAAGAUCACCGACAACGACGUCCUGAAACCCGAAAUUCCCACUGUUUAUCUGGGAAGAAAAAUUAGGAUCCGUUGAUAGCCCCGUAUUCAUGCGAUUAGGUAAUUAUAAUAAAAGAUAAUAUAUAUUUAUAUUAUUUUUGAACGUCUUGAACCUACUGUGCAUGUGACACGCUGGACCAAUAACAUUUACACUUCUGCUUUUUUUUCCUUGUCACACAUUGUUGUAGAUAUAUCUUUUCUGUGCAGAUUUAAAGCCGACAUAGUCUAUCAGGUAUCAAGCUUUGUUAUUUUUAUGUAUUUUUGUCGGAUCAGUAUUUUAUUGUAAGUAUCUAAAUAUUCUUGGUUGUCUUUACCUAUAAGUUAUACCGAAGCUUAUGAAUAUUGUGUGGGCACUCUAUACACUAUUGUACGAUUAAAAAAGUAUAUUAUGUAUUUAAUAUUUUAAUAGGUACAUUUAUGUAUACAUUAAUUUUCAAAUAAA
This is a messenger RNA of Myzus persicae (green peach aphid), 2106 nucleotides long. RefSeq lists its product as uncharacterized. Lineage: Eukaryota; Metazoa; Arthropoda; Insecta; Hemiptera; Aphididae. The transcript has a single exon. The record is from RefSeq and is a predicted model, not a curated record. The coding region runs from base 1240 to 1701 and encodes 153 amino acids.